UUAACAGUGAGAAAAAAAAAUGAAUAUCACAAAAACUUAUGUGAUUUUUUUUCUUGUAGUGAUACUUACAAACUCAUUCUCCAACAUCAACGUUUUGGCUUCACCGGCAGUAAUCGAAACAUCAAAAAAUGAUGUAUGCUUUAUACCAUGCACAGCAAGAUACCGAGAGUAUGAAUGUUGGUUUGACUGCACUUACAAGAAAUUCAAAGAUGGAGCAUGUGUUAAUGGACGAUGUUGUUGCAAAAAAUAAUAUUAACCGAUCAAACUAUUCAAGCUGUUGAAUUAUGAACUUUUUUUUUCGCAUCAUGAUUUAUGUAUGCUUUUCUAUGAAAUAAAAUCUCAAUUUUAUUA
Molecule: messenger RNA, 351 nt
Organism: Capsella rubella
Lineage: Eukaryota; Viridiplantae; Streptophyta; Magnoliopsida; Brassicales; Brassicaceae
Product: putative defensin-like protein 60
Exons: 2
Coding region: 20-250 (76 amino acids)
Source: RefSeq, a predicted model, not a curated record